Sporothrix brasiliensis 5110 is the source of this 768-nucleotide messenger RNA. RefSeq names its product Derlin-2/3. Gene Ontology annotation, biological process: endoplasmic reticulum unfolded protein response. The transcript has 2 exons. The record is from RefSeq and is a predicted model, not a curated record. Lineage: Eukaryota; Fungi; Ascomycota; Sordariomycetes; Ophiostomatales; Ophiostomataceae. Gene Ontology annotation, cellular component: endoplasmic reticulum membrane; Hrd1p ubiquitin ligase ERAD-L complex. The coding region runs from base 1 to 768 and encodes 255 amino acids. Gene Ontology annotation, molecular function: misfolded protein binding; ubiquitin-specific protease binding.
AUGGACCAGGUGAUGGACGGCGGGCUCGUCCCGCUCGAGCAGUGGUUCUGGGAGACGCCCAUCUGCACGCGAUGGUGGACAACAGCGACGUUUGCCAUCAGUGCGCUCGUGCAGUGCCAGAUCUUGACGCCGCUCCAGCUCUACUACAGCUAUCGCUCAGUAUUUGUUAAGGGCCAGUACUGGCGGCUCUUGACCACGUUCCUCUACUUCGGCCCCAUCUCCCUCGACCUCAUCUUCCACGUCUACUUUCUCCAGCGCUACUCGCGCCUCCUCGAGGAGUCCGCCGGCCGGUCCCCGGCCGUCUUCUCGUGGCUGCUGGUCUACGCCAUGGCCUUCUUGCUCGUCCUUUCGCCGCUCGUCUCCACGCCGUUCCUCGGCCAGCCGCUCUCCUCGACGCUCGUCUACAUUUGGUCGCGGCGCAACCCCGAUACACGGCUCAGCUUUCUGGGUCUGAUGGUGUUCACCGCGCCGUACCUGCCGUGGGUGCUGAUGGCCUUUAGUCUGGUGCUGCACGGGACCGUCCCCAAAGAGGAGAUCAUGGGCGUGGUCAUCGGCCACGUCUACUACUUUUUUACCGACGUGUACCCGCCGCUGCACAACGGGUCGACGCCGAUGGGCCCGCCCAACUGGUGGCGGCGCUUGUUUGAGGGCCCGCCGCCGCGGCCGGAGGGGCCCGACGACGACCUGGACGAUGACACGGCCGGAGCCUUUGAUGGUGCCGACCUGGCGGCUGCUCGCGCUGAGCGCAUCCAGCCGGAGGUGAGAUGA